This is a messenger RNA of Gekko japonicus, 303 nucleotides long. RefSeq names its product taste receptor type 2 member 10-like. Gene Ontology annotation, cellular component: membrane. Gene Ontology annotation, molecular function: G protein-coupled receptor activity; bitter taste receptor activity. The transcript has a single exon. Gene Ontology annotation, biological process: G protein-coupled receptor signaling pathway; detection of chemical stimulus involved in sensory perception of bitter taste; sensory perception of taste. Lineage: Eukaryota; Metazoa; Chordata; Lepidosauria; Squamata; Gekkonidae. Bases 1 to 303 code for a protein of 100 amino acids. The record is from RefSeq and is a predicted model, not a curated record.
AUGAGAAGAGUCCAAUGCAAUGGAACUGGCACCGGGGAUCUCAACACACAAGCGCACUUGAGUGCCAUCAAAGCUCUGGCUUCCUUUGCAGUUCUGUACCUCAUCAGUUUUGCAGUGGACGCUUCACAUUCAGUACUGGUCUGGGACAGCCAACACACUUGGACACCUGUGCUCUAUAAUGUGAGUGCUGUGUACCCCUCCGGACAUGCCAUUAUCCUGAUAUUAAUUAAUCCCAAACUGAAACAGGCAUGGGUCAGGAUGAUGCAUAACUUAAAAUGCCGUUUGAGGAAAGUACCGUCUUAA